Messenger RNA from Ipomoea nil (Japanese morning glory), 1221 nucleotides. Its product is annotated as protein FAR1-RELATED SEQUENCE 5-like. Gene Ontology annotation, molecular function: zinc ion binding. Gene Ontology annotation, biological process: regulation of DNA-templated transcription. The record is from RefSeq and is a predicted model, not a curated record. The coding region runs from base 1 to 1221 and encodes 406 amino acids. The transcript has 3 exons. Lineage: Eukaryota; Viridiplantae; Streptophyta; Magnoliopsida; Solanales; Convolvulaceae.
AUGUUUUUUGCAUUUGAUGUUGAUGAGUAUGAUCACUUAUCCAGAUUUUUUUGGACUGAUGCUGUUUCUAGGAAGAAUUUUACCAUUUUUGGUGAUGUUGUGUCAUUUGAUGCUACAUAUCAGACAAACAGGUAUGAUAUGGUAUUUACACCAUUCACUAGUGUUAAUAAUCAUAAAAAGUCUAUUACUUUUGGGGCUGGGUUGUUGACAAAAGAGGAUAUUGAGUCAUAUGUGUGGUUGUUUGAGAAAUUCAAGGAAGCGAUGGGUAGUGAGCCAGGAUUGCUUGUUACUGAUCAAGACCCAGCAAUGAGGGUUGCAUUCCCACGUGUGUUCAAGGAAGCUAAGCAUAGGUUUUGCAUGUGGCACAUUAUGUCUAAGGUAGGAGAUAAGGUUGACACUUCAUUGAUUAAAAAUGAGACUCUUAGGUCAAAGUUGAAUUGUGUUGUAUGGAGUCAUUAUUUGGGACCAACUGAACUUGAUCAUCAGUGGAAUCUUGUCAAGGAGGAAUUUGGGUUGUUGGAGCAUAGUUGGAUUGUCAAAACUUGUCGAGUUCUAAAUGUUCGGGAUGACCAAGGGUUUUUGUAUUAUGAUAUUAAAGAUAGAAAUGAUCGAGUUUUUAGUGUGGUGCAUAAUGUUGCUGAAGUCAAAGCUUCAUGUGGAUGUAAAAUGUUUGAAAGGGUAGGAUUGCUGUGUAGGCAUAUUUUUGUAGUUUUCAAAGAUUUGAACUUGGAUUCAAUUCCAUUGGUCUAUGUAGUUAACCGGUGGACCAAGAGUGCAUCAAUGGGUCGGACUUUUGAUAUUGAUGUUGUUGUUGAUCAAUGUGGAGGUGUUGAUGAGAAGUUAGUGCUAUUGAAAAAUGUUUGGUUAGAUAUUCAAUGUUGUAUUAGUAUGGUUCAGUCUGACAUGGAUUGUUUGCAAGUGUUUUCCCAGAUCAUUAAGGACCAUAAAGAUAUGCUUUUAGCUUAUAAGGGUGGUUGUUCUUCUGCUGUUGAUAAGAGGUCAAUCAUUGAGUCAAUAUGUGGUUCUUCAGUUCCUUCUGAAGUUUCUAUUCUUCCACCAAACAAAGCAAAGAACAAUGGUAGUGGUUGGCGCAUUAAAGGAUGCAAGGAGAUUGCUAUUGAACAAAGUAAGGAGAGGAGUUCCAAGACUUGCAACAAAACUAUUCAUGAUAGUAGGAAUUGUCUGUUGAGGAAAAUGAAGGAUAAAGUGUGCAGUUUAUAG